Molecule: messenger RNA, 1676 nt
Organism: Zeugodacus cucurbitae (melon fly)
Lineage: Eukaryota; Metazoa; Arthropoda; Insecta; Diptera; Tephritidae
Product: hatching enzyme 1.2
Exons: 2
Coding region: 488-1456 (322 amino acids)
Biological process (GO): proteolysis
Molecular function (GO): metalloendopeptidase activity; zinc ion binding
Source: RefSeq, a predicted model, not a curated record
UCAAUAAAGUUACAAAAGCCGCAGUCGUCACAUUGUUUGGCGGACGGUUUUGCAUUUUAUGCGACUGUGAUUCCAGCUUAAUCGCCUGCUAGUAACAGUCUCAGUCGUAAAUCGCAGCUGAUUCAGUGCAGUUACAGUCGCGGGCCUCACGUCGCCGCUUACACAUUGUUGCCAUUGUUUUUGUUUACGCAAUUUCAAUUUGAAGUCGUCGCUUCGUGCUUGCGAUUGCGGUUCGCGUGUAAUUGGCACUAAUUUGCGGUCAUAUCAAGCAGUCAUCUCACAUUUGUUUACGCUGACAAUACGCCUGCGCGUAAUCCAACGCGUUGUGCUACUGUGCGCUGCAAGCUUUUAUUACAAAAACCGUUUGAAGUGCGAACAUUUAUUACUACUUAUGUACUUGAAGUGCGAGUUUUAUGCGAAAAUACAACAAUUACCACACUUGCUUUAAGAGCUUCUUCAACGCCGUUUGAUCAAUCGAAGUGUCAGUAUGUCGGCUGAAAGUGAGAAUGCAAAUAACUUUUGGCUGCUAAUGUGUUUGGUAAUCGCCUGCGGUGUCGUGUGCCAAAGCGCAGGUGAUUCCCACAUCAGAGCCAGAUACAAGCCAAUGGGUGUGGAUUUGUUCGACCACGAGUUCAUUAGUGCUCCAGAUCCCUUGGCUUCCAAUAUAGAAGAUUGGGAUGAAAGUGAAACAGGAAUGGACGAUCCGGAAACAAUGCCACGUCUCUUUCAAGGCGAUAUUGCGAUAGACCCGUACACUUAUGUAUCGCUUAGACUGGGCGUUAACCCAAUGAAGCAUCCAAAACGUCUGUGGCCGAACGCUACCAUUCCCUUCGAGAUCAGCCAUUUAUACACGAACAACGAACGCAUGUCUAUAGAACGGGCCCUACAAACAUUCAAUGCUUUGACUUGUGUUAAUUUUGUACCAUAUGAUGGCGAGGAAGAGGAUUACGUACACAUUACACCGCCAGUAGAUGAUGCACCGCCCGGCUGUUGGUCGUAUGUGGGAAAACGUGGUGGAGAACAGGUCGUAUCUCUACAACAACCCGACGAGAAUAGCGCGCACUGCUUCAGCAGCGAAGGACGCAUCAUGCACGAGCUCAUGCACGCCAUCGGUAUUUAUCACGAGCAGUCCAGAGCGGAUCGGGAUAACUUUGUGAAAAUUCAUUGGGAGAACAUCGUGCCCAAAUAUCGUAAAAAUUUCAAGUUAAUUUCGAAGAAAAAGGGCAAACAUGCGUUUGAUUAUGAUUAUAACUCCGUUAUGCAUUACGGUGAGUUCUACUUCAGCAAACAGAAGGGGGAGAAGCCUACAAUGACACCACUACAGCCAGGUGUGCGCAUAGGCCAGCGGAAGACUAUCAGCAAGACAGACUGUCUGAAGAUCAAUGAUCUGUAUGGUUGCUUGAACGGCAGGCAUGCGAGAAUGUACAGGAGUUUCUGCAAUUUAUUGGGACUAUGAAAAUGAAAAUCUACGAACUAUCACUAGCUAAAUAAUAUCUGUAUAUGUGGAAGACUUUAAUUUAUCACACAUUUAUUUAAAAUAUUAAAUCAUAUUGAUUUGCAAAUAUAUUCACCAAAUAAAUGUGAACUUUAUAAUGAUUAACUAAUUUUUAAGAUUGUAAUAUUGUCAUAUAUAUUUUUACAAAUAUAACAUUUUUUAUACGCUUUAAUAUUUAAGA